Messenger RNA from Erigeron canadensis, 884 nucleotides. RefSeq names its product alkylated DNA repair protein ALKBH8 homolog. Lineage: Eukaryota; Viridiplantae; Streptophyta; Magnoliopsida; Asterales; Asteraceae. The transcript has 5 exons. Gene Ontology annotation, cellular component: mitochondrial matrix. Bases 1 to 771 code for a protein of 256 amino acids. The record is from RefSeq and is a predicted model, not a curated record. Gene Ontology annotation, biological process: fatty acid metabolic process; DNA damage response.
AUGGGCUAUGGCCUAUGGGCAUUUGGAUCAUCAUCAUCAUCUGAAGAAGAAGAAGAUAGCGACAACGAUGAUAGUCAACAGCAGCAGCAGCAGCUGGAAAGAAAGUUAAAAUUAUUUGGUGAAAACCCAAAAUGGGAACAAAUUACUGAAAUCAAAGGAUUAACUUUAUUUACCCACUUUUUAACCUCUCAUCAACAAUCCUCUUUGCUACAAUCUAUCUUUCAAGAAGGAUGGUUCAGCGACGUCACUCAUAAUCAGGCUAUGAGGUUCGGUGAUCUUCCAGCAUGGGCAAAGGAGCUCUCAACAUGUAUUCGAGAGCUUAUCCAGUAUAGUGAUUAUGAUCCUGAAUCCAUGGACACAAGCACUUGCAAUAUGGAUAAUAAGGACUGCAUAUUUCCAUCAAAGCUACUGCACAGGGAGCCUCUCUUUAAUCAACUCAUCGUCAACUCGUACCAGCCAGGUGAGGGAAUUUGUGCACAUGUUGACCUAAUGCGGUUUGAAGAUGGAAUAGCUCUAGUCUCCUUGGAAUCAUCUUGUGUGAUGCAUUUUAGCCGAGUUGAAGAAGAAUUUGCAAGUAAUGGAAAACAAGCCGAGGCCAAGAUCCCUGUACACUUGACACCAGGGUCUUUACUCUUAAUAUCAGGUGAAGCCCGAUACCAAUGGAAGCAUGAGAUCAACCGCAAACCCGGUUUCCAAAAGUGGGAUGGCCUAGAAAUUGAUCAGAAAAGAAGAACCUCCAUUACAUUAAGAAAGCUUUGUAAAAGUGAGUAGUAUCCACUGCAUUCCGAGUUAUGGUGUCUUCAAAUGCUAUGUAACAUCUAAAACAUCUUUCCUUUACAAAUUCUACCUUCUAUAUAUAUAAUGUUAUGUAUCGCAAUUUUUUA